GAAUAUCUAUUUUAUUACCUGUGUGAAUCUUCGAUAGCGAACAUCUUCCUGAUGCGGUUUUAUUGGCCAUUAUACCAUAAUGUGGUAAUUUUGUUGAUUCUGUCUCGACUGUUGUGUCUUGUUAUUCAGACCAUCAAUCAAAGUGAAGCUGCCCGUAGCAACAUAUUUAGGCAGAAGGAAUUUAACCUUCUGUCCCUAGGCAUCGGCGGCUUGAGUGCAGAGUUUGCAGAUAUAUUUCGAAGGGCUUUCGCUUCUCGGGUUUUCCCUCCUCAUAUGACUAGCAAGCUUGGUAUCAAACACGUGAAAGGUAUGCUGCUUUAUGGGCCUCCCGGUACUGGCAAAACCUUAAUAGCUCGUCAAAUAGGGAAGAUGUUGAACGGCAAAGAACCAAAGAUAGUCAAUGGUCCUGAACUGAUGAGCAAAUGGGUUGGCGAAACUGAGAGGGGUGUUCGAGAUUUAUUUGCUGAUGCUGAACGGGAUCAGAAGACUCGCGGCGAUGAGAGUGAUUUGCAUGUCAUCAUUUUUGAUGAAAUUGAUGCUAUAUGCAAGUCAAGAGGAUCAAUAAAAAAUGAUGCUGGAGUUAAUGACAGAAUUGUAAAUCAGCUACUUACAAAGAUUGAUGGUGUAGAGCAACUAAACAAUGUUUUGCUUAUUGGAAUGACCAACAGAAAAGAUCUUCUUGAUGAGGCUCUUUUGAGGCCUGGACGCUUGGAAGUACAAGUUGAGAUAAGCCUCCCCGAUGAGAGUGGUCGCUUGCAAAUCUUUCAGACCCACACGAACAAGAUGAAAGAAAAUUCUUUUCUUGCUCCUGAUGUCAGUCUUGAGGACCUUGCUGCUCGUACAAAGAACUACAGUGGUGCAGAAAUUGAAGGCCUUGUGAAAAGCGCCGUAUCGUAUGCCCUGAAUAGACAAUUAAGUCCCGAUGAUCUUACCAAGCCCGUGGAUGAAGAGAGUAUCAAAGUCACUAUGGAUGAUUUUCUCAGUGCACUCAGAGAUGUUGUUCCUGCAUUGGGAGCCUCCAUUGAUGACUUGGAAAAAUGCAGACGCAAUGGCAUGGUGAACUGUGGUGAUCGACAUCAGGAUAUAUAUGAGAGCGCAAUGCUAAUGGUUGAGCAAGUUAAAGAGAGCAAAGGAAGUGCGCUCGUCACUUGCCUCUUGGAGGGUCCAAGGGGCAGCGGUAAAACUGCUCUGGCAGCUACUGUUGGCAUGGACAGCAAUUUUCCAUACUUUAAAAUUGUCUCAGCAGCAACUAUGAUUGGACUAGAACAUGAGAGAUCCAAAUGUGCACAGGUUGUGAAGGUUUUCGAGGAUGCGUACAAAUCUCCGUUGAGCAUUAUCAUACUUGAUGACCUUGAAAGGCUUCUAGAGUAUGUCGCCAUUGGGCCUCGAUUUUCAAACUCGUUAUUGCAGACCUUGUUACUCCUUUUGAAUCAAGUACCUCCAAAGGGAAGGAAGCUGCUCGUGAUAGGGACGACAAGUCAAGUGAAUUUCUUGGAUUCAAUUGGUGUCCGCGAUGAAUUUUCCAUCACUCACCAUGUUCCCAGAUUGAAGACAGAGGACGCUAAGAAGGUGUUGGAACAGCUAAAUGUUUUCGCUGAAGAUGAUGUUCAAGCUGCUGCCGAGGCUCUAAACAAUAUGCCCAUCAAGAAGCUUUACACGGUCAUAGAGAUGGCAGCCCAGGGCGUGCACGGUGGAGCUGCGAAGGCCAUCUACUCCGGCCGAGAGAAGAUCAAGAUGGCGCAUUUCUACAAUUGCCUUUCAGCACAUUUAAACAAUAUCCAAAUACGGUAAUUUUUA
Rhodamnia argentea is the source of this 1797-nucleotide messenger RNA. RefSeq names its product vesicle-fusing ATPase-like. The record is from RefSeq and is a predicted model, not a curated record. Gene Ontology annotation, biological process: Golgi to plasma membrane protein transport; intra-Golgi vesicle-mediated transport; SNARE complex disassembly. Bases 52 to 1791 code for a protein of 579 amino acids. Gene Ontology annotation, molecular function: ATP binding; ATP hydrolysis activity. The transcript is spliced from 16 exons. Gene Ontology annotation, cellular component: Golgi stack. Lineage: Eukaryota; Viridiplantae; Streptophyta; Magnoliopsida; Myrtales; Myrtaceae.